AUGUCCUCCCGCCCACUCCCGUCUUCAUUCGACGAGUCGCCCGACUUCUACGACGAGUCCCGCUGGUCAAAGUUCUCCCGCCGCUUCAAAGAAGAGCCCCUCAUCCCGUUCGGCGCAGCAUUAACCUGCCUGGCCCUCCUCCAAGCCACGCGCUCCAUCCGCGCCGGCAACAAGGCGGCGACCAACAAAUGGUUCCGCGCACGCAUCUACGCGCAGGGCUUCACCGUCGCGGCCAUGAUCGCGGGAUCCGUGUACUACAAGAAGGAGCGCGCCGAGGAGCGCGCCGUCGAGGCGAUCGUCGCGGAGAAGAAGGGCGAGGAGAAGAGGGCCGCGUGGAUUAAGGAGUUGGAGAUUAGGGACCGGGAGGAUCGGGAGAUGGCGGAACGGGCGAAGAGGCAUGCGGAGCGGAGGAGGGCGGCUAUGGCUGCUGCGGCGGCAACGAAGGACAGGGAAUAG
Morchella sextelata is the source of this 456-nucleotide messenger RNA. RefSeq lists its product as uncharacterized. The record is from RefSeq and is a predicted model, not a curated record. Gene Ontology annotation, biological process: mitochondrial respirasome assembly. The transcript has 4 exons. Bases 1 to 456 code for a protein of 151 amino acids. Gene Ontology annotation, cellular component: mitochondrion. Lineage: Eukaryota; Fungi; Ascomycota; Pezizomycetes; Pezizales; Morchellaceae.